Bolinopsis microptera is the source of this 321-nucleotide messenger RNA. RefSeq lists its product as uncharacterized. The transcript has a single exon. The record is from RefSeq and is a predicted model, not a curated record. NCBI's taxonomy places the organism in Eukaryota, Metazoa, Ctenophora, Tentaculata, Lobata, Bolinopsidae. Gene Ontology annotation, biological process: translation. The coding region runs from base 1 to 321 and encodes 106 amino acids. Gene Ontology annotation, molecular function: structural constituent of ribosome. Gene Ontology annotation, cellular component: ribosome; cytosolic large ribosomal subunit.
AUGGUCAACAUCCCGAAAGUAAGGCGGACUUUCUGCAAAUACAAGGAAUGCAAGCGCCACACCCAACACAAAGUUACUCAAUACAAAGCUGGCAAGCGAAACCCUAAAGCCCUGGGAGAGAGGAGAUAUCAUAUGAAACUCCGAGGUUAUGGUGGACAGCCGAAGCCUGUUUUCAGAAAGAAUGCCAAGACUACGAAGAAGCAGGUCCUGAGGUUGGAAUGUCAAAAUUGCCACAAGAAAACCCAGCUGUCGCUUAAAAGGUGUAAGCACUUCGAACUCGGAGGCCAGAAGAGGAAGAAGGGACAGAUGAUCCAAUUCUAA